AUGUUUGUUGUCGGUGUUAACUGGAAUGAAUACAAGCCAGAGUAUGACAUUAUUUCUAAUGCUAGAUGCAUCACCAACUGCCUUGCCCCACUUGCAAAGGUUAUUAAUGACAGGUUUGGCAUUGUUGAGGGUCUCAUGACCACUGUCCAUUCCAUUACUAUCACACAGGAGACUGUUGAUGGGCCAUCAAGCAAAUAUUUGAGAGGUGGAAGAGCUGCUUCAUUUAACAUCAUUCCCAGCAGUACUAAAGCUGUUAUGGCUGUCGGUAAAGUGCUUCCUACUUUGAAUGGAAAGUUGACCGGUAUGUCAUUCAGUGUCCCAACUGUGGAUGUAUUAGUUGUUGACCUUACAGUGAGGCUUGAGAGGGCUUCCACCUAUGAUGAGAAGCAGAAAGCUACUAUACAAAGAGUGAGAACCAGGAGGCUUGAAGAACAAAAUAAAGUGUUUGCUGCUAGAAAGAUGUGCCUUGUACCAGACCAAAACUGCCUUACACCAGUCCUGAUAAGACUCUAUCAGAAGUACAUGAACUUGAAAAGAGGAAAACUAGUUAAUCAUCUUACGUCAAUUAUCAAAAAACCCGACCCUGGAUUAAGAAAAUCUGGAAAUUAA
Molecule: messenger RNA, 609 nt
Organism: Vicia faba (fava bean)
Lineage: Eukaryota; Viridiplantae; Streptophyta; Magnoliopsida; Fabales; Fabaceae
Source: the annotation of a GenBank genome assembly